AUGAGAACCAGGGCCAGCACUCGUCGACAGCGAGAGCAGCGACUGAUUGAGCUGCGUGACGAAUACUACGCCGCGGCGGAGGCUAUCGAGGAGGCCAUGUCGCUUGACAUCCAUAAACAGGCUUACUUGCCGCACGAGCUCUCCAAGCUUGGACAUGGAGUCGACCUGCUGGCCUUUGAUCCCCUUGACCAGCACUUCCUAGACUCCAAAGGGUGUCUGUUUCGACCUCUUCCUGAGGACAUUAUGAAAGACUUCUUCAUGGACCCUUCACAGAUGGAUGAAGUCGGCGGCAGUUUUGAGUGGCCGCCAUCCUCAGAGAAUGAUCUCCGGGGGAAACCACAUCAUGCCGCCCAGUCAAUCUUUUCUUAUCUACGGACAAGAUAUCGCAUGUUGAAAAAGAGCCCUGAUUUCUACCUGAGCACUUUAACCAAGUGGGACUUCAUUGACUGUGAUGAUGAUUUCCACACAGUGGACGGUGAAUACAAAACACCACUAUCUCGACAGCUCCGUUGCUGGUACCUAUUUUGGAUGCAGUACUAUACAGAAGACGAACCCCUGCCCCAUCUUCAGUUUAUCAUGGCCCAUGAUGCGGUUGGUAAGGAAGGAGAGCUUCUACCAGGCGAGCUUGGCCCAAUUAUCAAGGGGAUUUACGGUCGCCUCGAGCAGGAGGAUUUCUGA
Messenger RNA from Penicilliopsis zonata CBS 506.65, 678 nucleotides. RefSeq lists its product as hypothetical. The record is from RefSeq and is a predicted model, not a curated record. Bases 1 to 678 code for a protein of 225 amino acids. The transcript has 2 exons. NCBI's taxonomy places the organism in Eukaryota, Fungi, Ascomycota, Eurotiomycetes, Eurotiales, Aspergillaceae.